CUUUCAGAGUGGGUCUUUUGAUAGAGAGGGCUUGUGUUUAAAAUGGGUUCCCCGUUUGAAUAAGUAUGGCGCUAUGAAAACACAUCUUCAAUCUGUUAAAUAAUAUGAAGCGGAAGGUGAUGAGUAAUUCAAUACCUGUGUAUGGCCUCAACCCUUUGACUUGGGUUGGAAAGACGACCUGACUGUGAUAGAGGCAUACUACGAUGUUGGGUACUCAGUGGUGCUGAUGUGUGGGGUAUAACACAAAGAUGUCUGCCAUUCAUAUAUUGCAUUAUUCUCUCAUUGUAGGAACAUGCUUUGUCUCUCACUAUGCUGUAGCACAGAAUAAUACAGUCGGGCAAGCCCCGUGGUCUGUUCGUCUGAUGGGUGGUAUCUAUGAAUCUGAAGGGCGGGUUGAAGUUUUCUAUGACAACCAAUGGGGUUCUAUAUGUGACAGCCUGUGGAGCAUCGAGGACGCCAAUGUUGUCUGUCGGCAGCUGAAUUACAGUGGAGCAGACCUAGCAUUGGUGGCGGGUCAGUACGACGAAGGUCAAGGUGUCGUCCUGUUUAGUAACAUGGAAUGUAAUGGAAUGGAGAGCAAUCUUUCAACUUGUAAAUAUGAUCUUGUGGAUGUUACACAUUGCGACCAUUCGAGAGAUGCUGGUGCCGUGUGCACGAGUCAGGGAAGUCUUCGCCUAGCCGGUGGGUCUGUACCUGGAGAGGGUCGCGUGGAGAUUCUGGGAGAAUCUGGAGACUGGGGUACAAUAUGUGAUGAUGGAUGGGAUAAGACCGACGCAGGAGUAGCAUGUAGACAGCUAGGAUACCCAGAUGCUUUAGAAGCCAUAGUCAACGUAGGUUAUCCCAACACACAGCCAGUCUUUGGUUCGGGAUCUGGUCCUAUUCUUCUUGAUGGACUCCAUUGUGAAAGUGAAAAGCGACAUUUAAGAGAUUGCCGGGUCACAAAACAAUGGGGAAUUCACGACUGUACUCAUGGCGAGGAUGCAGGAAUAAAAUGCGACAUGGGACUUACCCGACUUGUAGACGGCGAUUUUGACGAUGAAGGCCGCGUUGAAGUUUACUAUGGGGGUAAAUGGGGAAAAAUCUGUUCUACCAAUUGGACCAUUGAUGAUGCCCAUGUUGCAUGUAGAGAACUUGGAUUCCCUCUCGGAGCAAGGAACACGAAAAUAUUUGAGGGAGGCGAUGGACCUUUUCUACUGGACGACAUGAAAUGUCAAGGAGUUGAGACCCAUUUAGCCGAUUGUGAAUCUUUAGGAUGGGCCAACAACCAAAACUGUGAUGCCAACCUUAACUAUGGUGCAGGCGUUGUGUGUAAUGAUCCUUCGGCCGUUGUGAGACUCCUAAGUGGAUCAAGCAGCUAUGAAGGUGUAGUUCAAUACCAAAAUAGAUCUGAACUUGGUUUGAUAUGUGAUCCUGAUUGGAGUGAUAAAGAAGCAGAUGUGACCUGUCGACAGCUAGGAUACCAGUACGGAAGAAGUGAAAAGCCAGUUUCACUUGGACCAUUAUCUGGAACCAUCUUUUACUUGGACUAUCACUGUAACGGAACUGAAGAGCAGAUAGGAGAUUGUGUGUAUACAGUAAAGUCGAAUGAUGUCCAAUGUAACCCUGAUCACAUCGCACAAGUUUUCUGUGGACCACCGAUAGACUUUGACCUACGAAUGGUUGGGAGUGAUUUCACUGAGCAAGGUCGUCUUGAAGUCUUUCUUAAAGGCGAGUGGGGGUACGUAGCUGCAGGAUACUAUUCCUCUAUAGACCGUGAUACAGUCUGUCGCCAUCUUGGAUAUGCAGGUGCCUUUUACACCUACACGACUGAAUUUGCUCGUUCUUCUCGUCCAAUUCUUAUAGACGAUAUAUCAUGUGGUGACAAUGAUAUGAAGAUAACUGAUUGCUACAUACUAGAGUUGAGCGGACCUCAUUCAACCCAACAGGAGCGUGAUGAAGUCAGUGCACUCUGUUUUCCAUACGCAUCCUAG
Molecule: messenger RNA, 1970 nt
Organism: Strongylocentrotus purpuratus (purple sea urchin)
Lineage: Eukaryota; Metazoa; Echinodermata; Echinoidea; Camarodonta; Strongylocentrotidae
Product: scavenger receptor cysteine-rich domain superfamily protein
Exons: 7
Coding region: 249-1970 (573 amino acids)
Cellular component (GO): membrane
Source: RefSeq, a predicted model, not a curated record